Molecule: messenger RNA, 2212 nt
Organism: Onychostruthus taczanowskii (white-rumped snowfinch)
Lineage: Eukaryota; Metazoa; Chordata; Aves; Passeriformes; Passeridae
Product: aldehyde dehydrogenase family 3 member B1-like
Exons: 11
Coding region: 291-1895 (534 amino acids)
Biological process (GO): aldehyde metabolic process
Cellular component (GO): cytoplasm
Molecular function (GO): aldehyde dehydrogenase (NAD+) activity
Source: RefSeq, a predicted model, not a curated record
AGCAGGAUGAAGGGUGUCUGUGAGGUCCAAAUGGGUCAAGGUUCAUGGUGGUGGUGUGGUGGCCAUGGGAGUUCCACCAUCCCAAAGGGGAGGUCCCAUUCCAUCCUAUCCCAUCCCAGACCUUGUCCCCACUGCCAGCCCCAUGGAGGCGGGGCCCAGUUCUUCCCGCCCCUGGCCAUGGGGCCCGGCCCCACAGCAUUUAGGGACCCCCACCCCAAGCCUCAGCAGUGCCUGCCUGGCCUCGCGCUCCUCCAGCUUCCACACAAGCUCCCAGGGCCACCACGCUCUCCAUGGAGACCGGCAGCUCCUUCCAGCAGCUUGGCAUGCAGCAGGCCCUCGAGCCCCCCAGGCAGCAGCUCCUGGGCUACGGCAAGUGCAGCAGCACAGGCAGCGAUCCUGGCAAAGAUCCUGGGAAAGCUGCUGGGUGCAGUGGAGGCAGCGGGAUCGGGAAGGGGCCGGUGCCAAUGGUCUGCAGCACUCCGUGUGGGAACCCCUAUGCAGGACUGGUGAGCCACCUGCGGGCAUCCUGGCUCUCUGGGAAGACGCGGCCCCUGGAAUACCGUGUGGCACAGCUGGAGGCUCUGGGACGCUUCCUGGAUGACAAGAAGCAGGAGAUCCUGGAAGCCACUGAAUUGGAUAUGGGCAAGCCAUCCUUCGAGGCUUUCUUCAGCGAGAUCCUCCUCUGCAAGAAUGAGCUCAAUGUCACCCUCAACAACCUGUCCCACUGGAUGAAGGACGAGUACGUGGACAAGAACCUGGUGAUGCAGCUGGACUCUGCCUUCAUCCGCAAGGACCCUUACGGGGUGGUGCUCAUCAUAGCACCCUGGAAUUACCCCAUCCAUCUCUUCCUGGUGCCCCUCAUCGGGGCCAUCGCUGCCGGGAACUGUGCCAUCAUCAAACCCUCAGAGAUCUCCAAGAACACAGAGAGGCUUGUUGCUGAGACACUGAGCUGUUACCUGGACGAUGACUGCUUUGCUGUGGUGACUGGCGGCGUACCAGAGACCACCAGGCUGCUGGAGAACAAGUUUGACUACAUCUUCUUCACUGGCAGUCCCCCGGUGGGGCGGAUCGUGAUGACAGCCGCUGCCAAGCACCUGACACCGGUGACACUGGAGCUGGGGGGCAAGAACCCCUGCUAUGUGUCCGACACCUGCGAUGUGACCAACGUGGCGCGGCGCGUGGCCUGGGGCCGCUUCUUCAACGCGGGCCAGACCUGCAUCGCGCCCGACUACCUGCUCUGCACCUUAGAGAUGCAGGAGAAGCUCAUGCCCGCCUUGCGUGAGGCCAUCACCGAAUAUUUUGGCCCCAACCCCCGAGAAUCCCCGGAUUUUGGCCGCAUUGUCAGCGACAAGCAUUUCCAGCGCCUGCGGGCGCUGCUGGGCAGCGGGCGCGUGGCCAUUGGGGGACAGACGGAUGAGGCCGAGCGCUACAUCGCUCCCACGGUGCUGGCAGAUGUGCAGCCCUCGGACCCUGCCAUGCAGGAGGAGGUCUUUGGGCCCAUCCUGCCCAUUGUUGUCAUCGCCAACAUGGAUGAAGCCAUUGACUUCAUCAACGCACGGCCGCGGCCCUUGGCUGUCUACGCCUUCUCCUGCGACAGCAAGAUAGUGAACCAGGUCCUGGAGCGGACGAGCAGCGGUGGCUUCUGUGGCAAUGACACCCUGAUGCACUUUUCAAUGACCUCUCUGCCCUUCGGAGGUGUUGGGAACAGCGGCCUGGGAAAAUACCACGGGAAGUUCACCUUUGACACCUUCUCCCACCACCGGGGCUGCCUGCACCGGAGCAUGGGGCUGGAGACGCUCAACACCCCGCGCUACCCGCCCUACACCCAGCAGAAGUUGGGGCUCCUCACGACCACCUUCGAGGUGAAGCGCAGGGGCACCUGCACCCUGCUCUGAGGCUGCCACGCCCUGCUCUGAAGAUGCCACGGAGUCAGUGGGAAGGACUGGGACUGUCCUGCUCUCCCUCUUCACCACGCUCCCCACUUCCUCACCGUGUCCUUUGCCUCGCUGGAGCAUGUCAGACAGCCGGGAUGAACAUCCUCUCCUGCACCCUUGUGACCUCUGCUCCAAACUGUUUUCCAGGACACGGCUGAAAUGACCAAAAUAUUUUUCUUAGUUCAAACUUCUCUUCCUGGUGGAGAAGCGCUCCCAUCAGUCCCAUCUCCCCUCACACGGACUUUUCCUUUGGAAUGAGCCUCUCCUUCCCCUGUUGC